Molecule: messenger RNA, 1749 nt
Organism: Alternaria metachromatica
Lineage: Eukaryota; Fungi; Ascomycota; Dothideomycetes; Pleosporales; Pleosporaceae
Exons: 2
Coding region: 1-1749 (582 amino acids)
Cellular component (GO): cytoplasm
Molecular function (GO): oxidoreductase activity; 2 iron, 2 sulfur cluster binding
Source: RefSeq, a predicted model, not a curated record
AUGUCGCUACUCGCGCCCCACCUACAGCAAACACCGAAAUACGCUUUCGCACGAGCGAAUAUGGCGACCAUGAGCGGCGACGCGCCAGUAGCUACGGCCAAGACUUCGAGCCCACAGCACUUCAUGUACACGAGCGGAGAGACGGAUCCUGUUUGGAUUCACCACCUGCCGUACAAGAGCAUCCCCAAGUUCCCCAAGCUUGACAAGGACCUCGAGACGGACGUCUGCAUUGUCGGCGCCGGCAUCUCUGGUGUCUCAGUCGCCUAUGAGCUGGUCACUCGUGGCCUGAACGUCGUCCUGAUCGAAGGUCGAGAGGUGCUUUCAGGUGAAACUGGACGUACCAGCGGGCAUCUCGCCAACGACCUAGAUGACGGCUACACUGCGAUUGCGAAGAAGCACGGGGACAAGGGCGCAAAGGCGGCUGCUGAAUCACACACUUGGGCGCUUAACCGCGUCGGUGUGAUUUCCAAGCAGCUGGGCAUUGAGUGCGAGUACCGCCAUCUGCCCGGCUACGACUUCUCGCAAUACCCCAAAGACUCAAAAGACCAUGCGAGCGACAUCAAGGCUCUCAUCGAAGACGGCGACAAGGCGAAGGCGCUCGGUAUCCCCACAGAAUACAAGGAAGGUUUCAAGCUCAAGGGUUGGGAGGGUAGCAUUGAUCAGAGCGAUGCCGUCAUAUACCCACAGCAGGCGACGUUCCAUCCCACCAAGUACGUUGUCGGUGUACUCGACUUCCUCAAGCAGCAGUCCAACUUCUCGUGCUACACCAACACGCGAUGCAUCGACGUGCAGGAGAAGGGCGUAGAGAUCAUGGGCAUGGGCCACAAGGAUGUCUACGUCAAGACAGCCGACGGAAACACCAUAAAGUGUGCCGAUGCUGUCGAGGCUACCUGUGUCCCGCUUCAGAAGCUGUCAGUCAUCGCCGAGGAGGAAUACUUCCGCACAUAUUGUAUCGCCAUCCGCGUGCCCAAGGGUUCAGUCGAGGACGCCCUGAUCUACGAUUCGGCCGAAAUCUACAAGUACAUACGUCUCACCGAGUGCGACGAGAAGGAUGACUACAUGGUCGUGGGUGGAGGUGACCACAAAGUUGGCCAAGCCGAUACCGUCGCACCCUUCAAAGAGCUUGAAGAAUGGACACGCGCCCGCUUCCCACAAGCAACCACAAUCGACUACAAGUGGAGCGGUCAGGUCUUCGAGCCCGUCGACCACAUGGCGUUCAUCGGCAAGAACCAAGGAAACAAGCACAUCUACAUCAUCACCGGUGACUCUGGCAACGGACUGACCCAUGGUGUUCUUGCCGGAAAGCUCAUCGCAGACUCGAUCACUGAGCAACCCAACUCCUGGAUCUCCGCCUACGACCCCAAGCGCCUAGCUUCCAUCGCAAAGUCCGCAACCAGCAUGAUCAGCCACGACCUCCAGAUCAACGCGCAGUACAAGCGCUUCGCUCAGUCUGACAUCAAAGACAUCGAAGACCUUGUACCUGGUGAGGGCGGUGUUCUCAACACCAACCCCACCAACCCGCUCGCUGUAUACAAGGAUGAGGGUGGUCAGAUUCACAAGUUCUCCGCGCUGUGCCCGCAUCUGAAGGGUGUGGUUUGCUGGAAUACUACGGAGAAGAGUUGGGAUUGCCCGGUCCAUGGCAGCAGGUUUAGUAAAGAUGGUGUGCAGCUUUGUGGGCCGGCGAAGAUGGGUCUUGGGCCGGCGAAUGAGAGUGGUGAGAAGAUGCAACAGCAGGCUAUCAAGGGUUGA